This is a messenger RNA of Myxozyma melibiosi, 1146 nucleotides long. RefSeq lists its product as uncharacterized. Gene Ontology annotation, molecular function: phosphatidylinositol binding. The record is from RefSeq and is a predicted model, not a curated record. Bases 1 to 1146 code for a protein of 381 amino acids. Lineage: Eukaryota; Fungi; Ascomycota; Lipomycetes; Lipomycetales; Lipomycetaceae. The transcript has a single exon.
AUGUCAGACGUCGAGAUCUCGAUUCGGUCCUACUCGACCAAUCCGACACCAAAGCCCCACACAGUCUACCACAUCCAAGUCCGCCUCCCGCUACGGUCCUACACCAUCAUGAAGCGGUACUCCGAAUUCGUCACGCUCGCGAACCAACUCGAGCACGCGGUCGGCGACGACAUCCCAUUCAAGCUGCCGAAAAAACACCUGUUCAACAAGUCGAUCGCCAACCUCGACAUCGUCGAAGAACGCAGGGAAGGGCUCGAGCAGUUCUUGAAGGAGAUUCAAAAGUCGUCGGAUUCAAGAUGGAGACUUACAGACGAAUGGCGCGAGUUCAUGAGCCUCCCGGGAGCGGGCGGCAAGGCUGGUGGUGCGGGCGGCGGCGGCAGUUCGUUGCUCUCGAGCGGGUCGUCUAACGCGUCGUUGAUAAUGCCGUCUGGGCGCAACGUCGGCGAUCCGGUGGUGUGGAUGGAUACUUUGCACGAGGUCAAAUCGCUGCUGCACGACGCGAGAGUGUGUAUCUCUGACCGCGACCAGAUGUCAGCUACGGAAGCCCGCACCGCGGCCUCGGAAGCGCAAAAGUGCCUGGUGCAGUCGAGUUCGAAGAUCGUCAUGCUCGAGCGCGGAUUGAAAGAGCUGGCAAACUCGGUUGGGCAGGGAGAGCUACGGCGGCGCAGCGAUAUGCUGAAUCUAGUCCGGAAAGAGCGGGAAGGAAUCGAAAGCCUGGCGUCGACGGCAUCGCGUAACCAGGCUGCUGCCGAUGCUGCUGCGUCUUCCUCAAGAGCAGACGCAAGCAGCACAGCCGACGACCCAGACUUGGACGCUGACCGGAACGCGCUUCUGACUGGUGGAAAAACCGUGCUGGGCACGGUAACCUCCUCUGCGCGACGCGUGCUCGGUCCACUAGCCGAGACCGCCGAAACGCGACAGCUCGAUAAUCGAGGUCUCCUCAGUCUCCAGACGCAGAAAAUGCAAGAACAGGAAGAUUCGCUGGAGGAGUUUAGCAAGAUUCUCUCAAGGCAGCGGCAGUUGGGAAUCGAGAUUAACGACGAGCUUGAGUUGCAGAGUGAAAUGAUUGGGAUGCUGGAGGAUGAUGUUGAUAAUUCUGAUGGAAAGUUGAGGCGGGCUGAGAGGGCGUUGCGGAAGGUCAAGUGA